Engraulis encrasicolus (European anchovy) is the source of this 1417-nucleotide messenger RNA. RefSeq names its product sex-determining region Y protein-like. NCBI's taxonomy places the organism in Eukaryota, Metazoa, Chordata, Actinopteri, Clupeiformes, Engraulidae. The coding region runs from base 34 to 642 and encodes 202 amino acids. The transcript has 2 exons. The record is from RefSeq and is a predicted model, not a curated record.
GUUUGUGUAGUCGCUGAGGAGUCUGUCUCUGGAAUGCUGUCCAAAAACUCUCCAACUUUGCCCUCUUCAGAGUCGACACCUGUGAUGGCUUCAAAGCCUGUGUUGGAAUCACCUGUGAUAACUGUAAGCUCUAAUGCUGGCAAGAGAAAAAGGAGCCUGUUCGAACCGCAAGUUUCAGAGGAGGAAGAUCGUGAAUGGCUUGAGACCCAGCGUGAGUCUCAUCUCGACCCUGUGACCCUGUUCGUGGAACACCUUAUGCGCCGUGAGAAACAGCUCGCGGACCACCUUGUGCACCGUGAGACCCAGUUCCAGGACCAUCUUGAACAACGUGAGAACCAGCUCGGGAACCAUCAUGAACGCCUUGAGACCCAGUUGGAGGACCAUCAUGAACACCUUGAGAACCAGCUCACGGCCCAUGUUGAACACCUUGAGAGCCUGUUUUUGCGCCACCUUGCAUACCAUGAGACUCAGUACGAACGCCAGUUCCAACAGAUGAUGGAAGAGGCGCGUAAAGCGAGGCAGGAGGAGAUGGCCUUCAGAAAGGAACAAGUUGCCCAGACUGCCGACUUCCAUAAGGAACUGCUUGGAGUGCUGGACCGCAUGGCACAGGCCACGGAACCCCAGAAACACUCACCCCAGUAGCAGUGGCUGGACUGCACUGCACUGACCUAGUUUGUGCCGUUGCACAGUAGUGCAUUUGUAAAUAGUUCAUACCACUUCCCCAGGUACAUAGUGUAUAUAGUUUACACAACAGUGCAUUGUCUUGACUACACCAAGGAUUUAUGGUUUGCUUCUGAAAUGUAUUUACAUUUGUGCGACUUUAAUUGUUUUUACCAUUUACUUGCAUUUUGAUUUACUUGAAAAUGUGUCCACUAAAAUGGUGUGCCUUAUAUAUUUGUUAACCAAAAAAGGGUUAUUAAAUGGCUUUGUUUUACAAAAAGAAUGCCUUGUUGCAUGUUACUAUAAAUGUCUGAUCUGGUACUGAACCCAGGUAACCUGACCACAGGUUUAUCAUUCUCACCACCCAUUAUAUGAUGUCCUUAUAUCUUUUUAGAGGCCCCUGCAUACUUGUACUGGUAACCUAGUUCAAUAAAGAAACAAACGCGCACAUCCGUCUCAAAAAUAUUCUGGGUGAAGGACCUGCAAAGUCACAUGAAAAUUGAGAAUAAAGCCUGCACACCAGGCUCCCGUUUCUUUUUCAUUUAAAGGGACACUGUGCAGGAAAUGGUCAAAAAAGGUACUGCAACUAUGCUGCUCAUUGAAGCUGGGUUGCCUAUUGGCAAAUUUGAUCUUUACAUGAAAGUUUACUAAGUAAUAAACAAAUAUUUUUUUCUACUAUGGUCCAAGUACAGUCAUUUCUGCAGCUAAAAAUGGCUAUUUUUGGAAAUUCAAAAUGGCGGACCAUGGAGAAGAUCCC